Molecule: messenger RNA, 2647 nt
Organism: Esox lucius (northern pike)
Lineage: Eukaryota; Metazoa; Chordata; Actinopteri; Esociformes; Esocidae
Gene: stam2
Product: signal transducing adaptor molecule (SH3 domain and ITAM motif) 2
Exons: 14
Coding region: 143-1663 (506 amino acids)
Biological process (GO): signal transduction
Cellular component (GO): endocytic vesicle
Molecular function (GO): phosphatidylinositol binding; ubiquitin binding
Source: RefSeq, a predicted model, not a curated record
CACAAUUGUUGGAAACCAACCAAUGCAAAACCCUACUGAAGAAGAACAGUUGAUGGAUGAGGAAGGGAUUUUUGUAUAUUCUUGAAAUACAUAUUCUUGAGUUUUCAUACUUAACCACGUCGGUUUAUUUAAAAAAAGGAACAUGCCUUUAUUUUCCCAAAAUCCAUUUGAGCAAGAUGUUGAGAAAGCCACCAGUGAAACCAAUACAGUGGAGGACUGGGGCCUGAUCAUGGAUAUUUGUGACAGGGUUGGACAUACACCCAAUGGAGCUAAGGACUGCCUGAGGUCUGUAAUGAAGAGAGUCAAUCACAAGGUUCCACAUGUAGCCAUGCAGGCCCUCACUUUGCUUGCUGCCUGUGUCAAUAACAGUGGAAGAAUCUUUCACUUAGAAAUCUGCUCACGGGAGUUCGCCACUGAAGUCCGAACUGUAUUGAGCAAGGCCCACCCAAAGGUUUGUGAAAAGCUGAAGGGGAUGAUGGUGGAGUGGUGUGAAGAGUUCCAGAAAGAUCCACAGCUCAGUCUGAUCAGCGCCACCAUCAAGUCUCUAAAAGAAGAGGGGGUUGUCUUCUCAUCAUCUGGCUCACAGGGGUCCAGCCUAAAGGUCACCGCCCCCACUGCCGGUAAACCUUCUGACGACGACGACCUGGCCAAAGCCAUCGAGCUGUCCCUGCAGGAGCAGAAGCAGCACGCUGAGACCAGGCCCCUCACCGUCAGCGCCGACCCCCCCUUCAACACCAACGGGGGCGGGGGCAGCCGGGACUCCCUGAAGGUGCGGGCGCUCUACGACUUCGAGGCCGCCGAGGACAACGAGCUCACCUUUAAGGCAGGGGAGCUCAUCCUCGUCCAGGACAACAGUGAUCCAAACUGGUGGAAAGGAGAGAACCAUAGAGGAGUAGGUCUUUUCCCGUCCAACUUUGUCACAACCAACCUCAAUGCUGAGCCUGAACUAGUGACGUAUGUGGAGAAAACGCCUCCCCCUGAAGAGCCCAGUAUAGAAGCCAAGUUAGAGCCAGAGCCUGUCUUCAUAGAUGAGGAGAAGAUGGACCGGGCGCUGUAUCUGCUCCAGAACACCGACCCGGCUAACGCUGCCCCCGACAGCGCCGAGCUGGUCCAACUAGAGGGUGCUUGUGAGCAGAUGAAUCCAAUGAUUGAUGACAAGCUGGAAGACAUUGACAGGCAACACUCUGAGCUGUCAGAGCUGAAUGUGAAGGUCCUGGAGGCCUUGGAGCUCUAUAACAAGCUGAUGAAUGAGGCACCGUUUUACACAGCUUACUCCAAGCAGCAGCAGCAGCAGCAACAGACCCACUACGCCGCUGCUUCCCAAGUCCCCAUGCAGGGUUACCCCGGACAGCCAGCCGGCUCCUACAUGCCUCCAGGAAUGCCCCAGGGCCCCGCGGCCCAGCAGGCCUAUAUGGGCUCCGACCAGCCUGGGCCUCUCCACUCCCUCCCCCCUAACGUCACCUCACCCAAUGGUCAGCCGGGACAGCUUCCAUACAGCGCGCCGUACACACUUGCCGGUUACCCUCCGCAGAUGGGCGUGGCCCCGCAGAUGGACAUGUCGGCCUAUCAGAGCGCCAACCUGCCUCAGGCGUCCUAUCAGAUAGCCGCUUCGUCGCACCAGGCUCCGCAGCAGCAGACGUACUACCAGCAGCCUCUCCUGUGAAGGUUUCCUCUGCGGGCAGACCGCCGCCGUGGGUUUGUCCUCCCCUCGUCCCUCUUUUCUGUCCUUUUUAUUUAAACAUGUGAGAAAAUGUAAAAGAUGCAGAGGACGGCGCCAGGUGUGCGGCGUGGCCCCCUUUUCCCUAUAGGAUCUGUGUAGGAACAGUUUGCCAUUUCCGAUGACGCCCCUAGAGGACUGUGGUAAAGGCCGGGGUGUGUCUGAGGGGUGUGGGUGCACCAUGCCGGCCUCCUCACCACCGCAGCCCCUUUUUCAAAGGACCAAUGGUUUGAAUGGAGCGGGUGAAAUCUGUGAUUUUUUUCCUUGUCUUGGUUUGCGUCCUAAAACCCUGGUUUCGGGCGGGAUCGCCUGAUCGUUUCCGAAACUGUGUCGUUGAUGGUGGUAUCUCUUUUUGUCCUUUUUAAAUCAACAUCUUUUAAUUGUCUUAAGUUGGUUUUCUUGUCACCCUCGGCUUUGCUUUCUGUCUGUGUGUCUGGAAGUCAGUCCAAAUGAAGGAGUCUUUGUCUGGUCCAGGCACGGUUUGGAGUCAAUUUCAUUUCAGUUCAGUUGAUUCUGUAUGGAACCGACCCCAACCCUGGCCAGGGCUUCGUUUUUUUCUGCUUUUUUCUGCUCUAACAGAACAACCACUUUAGUUGACCCUUUUCCAGUUAUGUCUUUCUCUGGUAUUAUCAACCACCUGUUUUAUUAGAUAUUACACACAUAGUGGUUUUCUAUACACUGCCUGCCUUGCCAUUAUCUUUGUGUCAACUACAUUCUGGGGGCAAGGAGAAAUGUUCCUUCCCAUUUGCGUGCAACUUCACGGUGAUCAAAUUAGCAACACGAACAUUGUUCAAUAGCCUAUAUUUUUUAAUUGUGACCAGACAGCCUUUCUAAAUUAUUGCUGUUAUAGGUUCUGUACCAACCUUUUAUACACAUCACUUUUUUACUAAUGCAAAUGGUAUAUCCCUCGGUGACUGUCUUUCUGCGCUC